GCGUCACUCCCCUGUCCUGUCCGGCUUCCUGUCCUUACUCACUCUAAUUGAUCACAAUCACUAUCUCAUCUCUCACUCCCCUUUUCUACUGCCACAACAAUGGCGUCCGUGUCACUCUCUCCACUCUUUCUCUCCUUCUUCUUCUUCUUCUUCUCCUCCUUCAACAACUUUUGCAACUCCCAACAAUCCACCACCGCCCAGGACUACCUCCAGCUCCCCCUCCUCCACAAACAGCCCUUCUCCCCGUCCCAAACCCUUUCUCACGACACCCACCGCCUCUCCCUCCUCCACUCCCGCCGCCGCGACAUCACCUUACCCGUCGUAUCCGGCGCGUCCUCCGGUUCCGGACAGUACUUCGUCGAUCUCCGCAUUGGCACCCCUCCGCAGCGCCUCCUUCUCGUCGCCGAUACCGGCAGCGAUCUCGUAUGGCUCACCUGCUCCGCCUGCACAGACUGCUCCAACCGGGGACCCGGUUCAGCUUUCCUCGCCCGCCACUCCUCUACAUUCUCGCCCUACCACUGCUACAACUCUGCCUGCAAGCUGGUCCCCCCACCCGACCCGAACCCAUGUAACCACACCCGACUCCACAGCCCGUGUCGCUACGAGUACUCCUACUCCGACGGGUCACUAACCGCCGGGUUCUUCUCCAAAGAAACGACGACAUUGAACACCAGCUCCGGGACGCACACAGAGCUCCCGCACUUAUCCUUCGGGUGCGCGUUUCGGGUCGAAGGUCCGAGUAUCACGGGUCCGAGUUUCAAUGGGGCCCAAGGAGUCAUGGGCCUGGGAAGAGGGCCCAUCUCGUUUUCCUCGCAACUGGGUCGCCGGUUUGGGAACAAAUUCUCAUACUGUCUCAUGGACUACACUCUAUCCCCGUCGCCGACGAGUUACCUCAGAAUCGGCGGCGGCUCUCCUAGCCGCGUCGUUUCGAAUAAGAAAUUCAGCUUCACCCCGUUGCAAGUGAACAAUUUCGCUCCCACAUUUUACUACAUUGGGAUUAAGUCCGUCUCCGUCCACGGCGCUAAAUUACCGAUUCGCCCCUCCGUCUGGGCCCUCGACUCUUCCGGUAACGGCGGCACAGUCAUCGACUCGGGAACCACGCUGUCGUUUUUACCCGAGCCGGCUUACCGUCUAAUUUUAGCAGCGUUUAAGCGGAAUAUUAGGCUGGCGAGCCCAGCUAAUCCGACACCCGGCUUCGAUCUUUGCGUAAACGUGUCAGGGGCGUCGAGGCCAAGGCUGCCCAGGAUGAGUUUUAAACUCGCUGGGAACUCGGUGUUUGCGCCGCCGCCGAGUAGCUACUUCAUUGACACAGCGGACCGGAUAAAGUGCCUGGCGAUCCAACCCGUGGAAUCUGGGUCGGGUUUCGGAGUGAUAGGGAAUCUAAUGCAACAAGGGUUCUUGUUCGAGUUCGACAGGGACAGGUCGCUGCUGGGGUUUUCGCGCCAUGGCUGCGCGCUACCGUGACAGCGAAACGAGUCCCCGACAUUGACUCGGUGCUGAGUUUUGAAUUUUAUUUUAUUUUUUCUUUCAAUUAAUAAUUAAUUGUUUUCCACUCCAUAUAUAUAUAUAUAUGAGCAAAAUUAUUUUCGGACA
Pyrus x bretschneideri (Chinese white pear) is the source of this 1593-nucleotide messenger RNA. RefSeq names its product aspartyl protease family protein 2. The record is from RefSeq and is a predicted model, not a curated record. Lineage: Eukaryota; Viridiplantae; Streptophyta; Magnoliopsida; Rosales; Rosaceae. The transcript has a single exon. Gene Ontology annotation, biological process: proteolysis. The coding region runs from base 100 to 1464 and encodes 454 amino acids. Gene Ontology annotation, molecular function: aspartic-type endopeptidase activity.